Messenger RNA from Ailuropoda melanoleuca (giant panda), 4265 nucleotides. RefSeq names its product solute carrier family 35 member B3 (gene SLC35B3). NCBI's taxonomy places the organism in Eukaryota, Metazoa, Chordata, Mammalia, Carnivora, Ursidae. Gene Ontology annotation, cellular component: Golgi membrane; endoplasmic reticulum membrane. The record is from RefSeq and is a predicted model, not a curated record. Gene Ontology annotation, biological process: transmembrane transport; 3'-phosphoadenosine 5'-phosphosulfate transport. The transcript has 13 exons. Gene Ontology annotation, molecular function: 3'-phosphoadenosine 5'-phosphosulfate transmembrane transporter activity. The coding region runs from base 1414 to 2658 and encodes 414 amino acids.
GGACGCCUGCGAUGCAAGCACCUUGCGAGGAGGCGGCUGCCACUGUGGAAAGUGCAGGAGUAGGCGGAGAGGAGAAGAAGGAGGUGAAUUGGGAUAGUUUGGGACUUCGAAGACAGAGAUACAGCAGCAUUUGAAAAUAAUUUAGAUAAGUGUUAUUUGUACUUAAUUUCUUAAUAUAUAUCAAAUCCUAAGUUUAGAUUUAUCCCUUGGAAAAAAAAGAGUAACCAUCAAAAAUGAGUGCACUGUUUCUUGAACUUUGUGUAAUGAAGUGUGUACAGAAAAAUGAGACUGAAUCUUGUUUUUCGUUGUUUUAUCAUCAUAACCCAUAGGUCACAAUUAAUAUUUAGAGUCCACUUAAUUUAGAUAUAGUGGCAAGGUUAUUUUAUUUGUAACGUUGAGUGUGACAAAAUACAGAAUCAAGUUUGUUCGGGUUAUUUACACUGUAAUGACAUAAUUUCCUCAUAUUCUACCCUUUUGUAGUGGGAGACUUCUCUUCUAAAGGUUGGAAAAAACUAGAUUAAGACAUUAACUGAAAUAAUUUUGACUUAAGUAGGUCAUUGUAAAUCAGUGUUAUUACCGGUUAUUUAUAACUUAUAAAUACCCGUAUGCUCUAGAAAUGCUGCCUUUUUAUUCCAUUUAGCAGUUAGUUUUGUACCCCCAAGUAACAUUAAAUAUCUGUGUUGACUUUAGGAAGAGGCCUCAGGCAGUGAGUCACACCUGUGGGAUUUUUGUUCUUAGUUUCAAGGGUUACUGUGAAUUUCUAAAGCAAAGGAAAAUGUCGAUCCUUUAAUUUGAAAACAGUUUUUAUGCUUGAUUUUGUUUUUUCCUGCACCAAAAAAACAUUGGCCUAGUUUCUUUAGAUGUUGAUUAAUAUCCAUCAUUAAUGUCUGAAAUGGAAGGCAUCUGGCAAACAUUCAGGAUCACAGUUACUGGGUGUCAGAGUUUACAGUAUCUAACUCAGUCACGUGAUCUGACCAGUGAUGUUCUGAUUAAUAAAAGUGCAUUCUAAAUGCAAAGCCUUGCAGGUCAGAUUUUCUGGUGCUGGUACCUCAAGUAAGCAAAGGAAAUGAAUUUAUUUCCAUGUUCAUUUCAGAUGCUUUGUGGGACAUUUCAGUGGAGAUGUCAAUAUUUUGGCACAGAUGUCCAAGAAGUGAUAGUGGUGGAGGGAUUUAACUCUACAUGUCUGGCACAGAUCUGCGGCUCCUAAGAUUGCCAAUAGAUCAUUUAAAGCAUGGUUUAUAAAGAAAGUCAAAUCUCAAGGGUAUCCUGCGAGAUGACUUAAAAAGUCAGAGAUGACUGAUUGAAACUGUGGGAAGGAAGAACAAUAUAUAAAGAAGAAGAAACAGCUAUAUUGGGAUAUAAUUGUUAUACAAAAAACCUGCACAUUUAACAUACACAAUUUAGUGAGUUUGGAUGCAUGCAUGUACCUGUAAUACCAUCACCGUAAUGAUCAAGGACUUGCCUCAGCAAGCAAAAGAAACACUGAACAAAGGAGAGGAAACCAACAAAGAUAAUUUUAGAAGCACUGAAUGCAGCAAAACAAGAACAAUGGAUCUCAAGUUCAACAACUCCAGGAAAUACAUUUCUAUCACUGUCCCUCCCAAAACACAGACAAUGUCACCACACAUCAAGUCAGUAGAUGACAUUGUAGUACUUGGCAUAAAUCUCAGCAGAUUUAACAAACUUACUCAGUUUUUCAUAUGUGUUGCUGGAGUUUUUGUAUUUUACCUAAUUUAUGGAUAUUUACAGGAAUUAAUAUUUUCAAUGGAGGGUUUUAAGUCCUAUGGCUGGUACCUUACUUUAGUACAGUUUGCAUUUUACUCCAUAUUUGGCCUAAUAGAACUUCAGCUUAUUCAGGACAAAAGGAGAAGAAUACCAGGAAAAACCUACAUGAUAAUAGCUUUUCUAACUGUGGGUACUAUGGGGUUAUCAAAUACUUCCUUGGGCUACCUGAAUUAUCCUACCCAAGUCAUCUUCAAGUGCUGCAAAUUGAUUCCUGUUAUGCUAGGAGGAGUUUUUAUUCAAGGGAAGCGUUACAACAUUGCAGACGUGUCUGCUGCAGUAUGUAUGAGCCUUGGCCUGAUAUGGUUCACCCUAGCUGACAGCACGAUUGCACCGAAUUUCAACCUGACAGGUGUGAUCCUUAUUUCCCUGGCACUGUGUGCAGAUGCUGUCAUUGGAAAUGUUCAAGAGAAAGCUAUGAAACUGCAUAAUGCGUCUAAUUCCGAAAUGGUUUUGUAUUCGUACUCAGUCGGUUUUGUGUACAUUUUAUUGGGAUUGACAUGCACUAGUGGAUUAGGCCCUGCAGUGACGUUUUGUUCAAAGAAUCCAAUUCAGACUUACGGUUAUGCUUUCCUUUUUUCCCUCACUGGGUAUUUUGGAAUCUCCUUUGUUCUGGCUCUGAUUAAAAUUUUUGGUGCACUUCUUGCUGUAACAGUGACAACAGGAAGAAAAGCCAUGACCAUUGUACUUUCAUUUAUGUUCUUUGCUAAACCAUUCACGUUUCAGUACGUGUGGUCUGGUUUAUUAGUUGUCCUUGGUAUAUUUCUCAAUGUUUACAGCAAAAAUAUGGAUAAAAUAAGACUACCAUCACUAUAUGAUCUAAUAAACAAAACAGUGGAAAUGAGAAAGUCAAGGACAUUGGCACAAACUGUGUAGGCAGUGAUUCAUCCUGCUGAAAGUAGAAUUCUGAGGGAACAAUCAUCAAAUAAUUAAUUUUCCAAAGGGAUUAUUAUAAAAACCAAAGGAUCUGAAGGCGUGCUGUCUGUUUGCGGAUGGGUCACCUGUGAAGUCAGCCUCUUCCACAGAGCGCUUGUUUAACUGCUUGACUUCUGAAGCAAUCGAGAGCCACGUGUGCCACACCCUAGAAUAAAAUGUCAGUGUGAAGGACUAAUUCUUAGCACUCUGUUGAGAAUUUCACUGCACAUGGACCAUGUUGCAAAACUAAUUGGGUAUCAUUAUGACAUUUCAAAGAAAUUGAUAUAAUAAUAUCAAUUAAUAGAUUGGUCUUCAUUCAUUUUGGUGGUGUUAUUUAAAUGAUUCUCUGUUUUAAGAGUGAACAGAUGAUUUAAAGUCUAGAAAGAAUAACUUCAUUAUAAAUAAAAAUUAUUCUGUGAUUUUUUUUUAAUAAAUGCGUUGUUAGAAUUUAUUAUGAAGAGGGAAGUGAAGGUUGCUGUAAGGCUUUACAUAAACUUCAAACCUUAGACUUUUCUCUGGUCAUUUAAAAGUAUGCUUUAGAGCAAACAUGCUUUAAGUUUUCUGUGGACAAUAGAUGGUAUAACAAAAGAACUCAACGCCCUGCAUCCUGUAAGAAUCCUGCUGUCCAUCAAAGGAGUGCUAAAAGAUUGAAUGAUUUGAAUUUUUUAAUUAAAGAGAAAAAAAUUCAUGUCUUAAGUUAUAAUAAAAUAAUAAAAUUAUAGUUUUUCUCAUAAAAAAUUUAAUUUGACAGCUUGAAGAUUAAAUAGGAUAAAUGUAAGAAACACAAGUAGAUUUUAGCAGAUUUGUACAGUAUGUUGUUUGCAUAGUUUUAAGUUGAAACUCAGAAAGUGUGGGUGGCCCUUAUGUUUUAGCAGUGAGUUUUGGAAUUGCUUCUAGUGUAUUAAAAAAUCCUAUCAAUCUUCAUUUUCAGUAUAGGUAAUGCUAGUUAAAACAACUUAGUUUCUAUGUUAUUGGUGAUACCACUUACAUUUUGUGAGUAUAAUAUACUUGGAAUAUGUAAUCUCAUUCUCAAGUUCCAUUGUGUUCUGAUGGUGAUUUUAACUAGUAGGUGCAUAUGUGGGUACAACAGAGCCUAUAAUAAUUUAAGGAUCUAGCAUAAGGGAUUCUGACUGAUUUUCAUUUGUCUUAUAUUAAAAUACUGUGACGGUAUUUUUCCCUAAGUGGUGAUCAUUCUUAAGUUUUCGUAUUUUAAAAUGAAAGGAAUCUUAGUUGGUACUUCAUUAUGCCUUCUUAAACUCUUAAGAUGGUAAGGAUUUGUGCUUUAAAAACAAUUUUCCCAAGUUCUUGAUAAAAGAUUAUAAUUUUAACUUUUCAAGCCAUUGUUUUUCGUCCACACCUUCCUAAUUUUUUACCUUUGCCUGUUAAGAAUUCUUCCUCCCACCUCCCAAUUUUAAGCAGUUUAGCACUGCUCAAAAAUUGGCUUGCCAGCCUAAUCCUUUAUACUCCCAUUUCCUUUUUUUUUUUUUUCACCUGCCAUCAGAUGAAGGAAACCUCAUCUCACUUAUUUGUGUCUAUGAAGUACUCUUUAUAGUGAAUAGUGUGAAACC